UCGUGGCUGGCCGGAUUGAUUGUGAUACGCUCUUAUGCUUGUCAACCAGGAGUGAUUGUAAGAGAAUAUUUUAUUUUCCUAAUAUUUGAGUCAAAAGAAGAGGAAGACGAUUGUAUGCGCUCUGAUUUUGAACAAUUUGUUUCUUAAUCAAAUCGCGCAUCAUGGACGACUUGCAAAAUUAUAAACUCCAACUCCAGCAGGUGGAAGCAGCUCUCACGACAGAUCCAAAUAAUGAGGAGUUAAUAAAAUUGAAAUUUGAUUUGAAGGAAGUAAUAAAGCUGACACAUGAUUUAAUUAAGUCACAACAACAAGAAAAACGACAAGCCAAUGGCAUGGACGCUAAAGAUCCAAUUUUACUUGCAGUUUUGGCCAAUAAAUGGAAAGUCGGUGAUCAAUGCAUGGCACCUUGGAGUGAGGAUGGCAAAUAUUAUGAAGCAACAAUAGAUGCUAUAAGCGAAGAUGGAGUUGUAAAUAUAACGUUUAAUGAAUACAAGAAUACUGAUGUCACCAUGCUCAGUCAACUGAAAUCUGUUGCUAAGAGGCCAGCUUCUGAUUGGGCAGAUCAAAAAUCUAAGAAAAGAAAAAUGCAAGCAGCUGCAGUUGCAGGCUCAGAUCCACAUAAGCAAAGAGAAUACCUUAAAAAGAAGAAGCAGAGAAAAUUACAGCGGUUUAAGGAAUUGGAGGAAGAACGCGAGUUGGAGAAAAAUAAGUGGUUAGCAUUUACUAAUAAGUCUUCGAAAAAAGGCGUUAUAAAGAAGAGCAUCUUUGCAACACCAGAAAAUGUGAACGGUCGCGUUGGAAUCGGUACUUGCGGUGUCAGUGGUCGGGAAAUGACCAAGUUCAGUAAUGGAGAGAAAUGGAGACGAGGGGCUUAAAUAAGUUAUAUGUAAAUAGUGGCGUAAGAAUAGAUAAUUUGGUGGAUUUAUUCGUAUAUAUUUAAAGCUGAUUCACGAACUGGUACGUGGUAUACUUUACGUUACGAUGAUUGAGCGAUAUGUAUCAAUAUGUAUGAUCGCAACAAUGACGAUGAUACUCCACUCAUUAUGCGCAGACAACUUUUCUGGCAUGUGUCUACACUGAUGCUUAUAAGUAUCGAAACAAUCUCGGAUUUUUUUACCAUAACAUGAUUAAAGAAAACAAAAAUAACUGCAGCAAAUAAAUGUUUUCUUAGCUUAAUGUUUCUGUGAACAUAACUUGUUUACAAACUUAUAAAUAAAUGUAUAUUUUAACGUG
Messenger RNA from Linepithema humile (Argentine ant), 1233 nucleotides. NCBI's taxonomy places the organism in Eukaryota, Metazoa, Arthropoda, Insecta, Hymenoptera, Formicidae. The record is from RefSeq and is a predicted model, not a curated record.